AGCGGUCCACACCAACAUAUACAUACGCUGGGCCGGUUUCAAUCGAACUAGCUGUUGUGUCUCACAACCCGUACGAUCAGCGUAUCGCUAUCACUCAAUCCUAAUGGGUCGCCAACGUCGCCAACGACUAAUUCCACCAAAGCGAAUGGAACUUAGAGCAGACAAGCCCGCCGGUAGUGACCCUUUCAUAUACCCACUAGCAAACCUCCCACAAUCGCUGAAUUGCCAAUCCCAGCAGCAACAGCAACAACCCUCACGUUCCGUAAAACAGCAAUGCAGACAACAACUUGCAGCAGUCACAGAAACACAACAAUGAUGCCAACAGCGUAAACAAAACCAACGUUUAUGCGCAGCAAACACAUAGCGGUAUGCACUCAUCAUUGCAUGCCAUUUGUUAUCCUCUUUCUCGGAAAACUAGCCGUUCGUUUGGUCGCUGUCAAUUCGAACUCAAGAAAAAAAAGUCCACCAUGACCUGGGACUGCUGGCAAAAGGGGAAACGUGGAAUGACCGUAUCGGUGUUCUUUCUGGGGAGUAUUUGUUUUUCGGUUAUGUUAGCCUAUCUUGUGUUCGGAGAUAGCACCGAUGAUGGAGGUUUACGCACCCUUCGUAUGAUCGCGAUUUUGUUUCGUCACGGCGAUCGUUCUCCUACAUCAUUCUACCCAAACGAUCCCCAUCGCAAUUAUCCAUGGACAGGUGGAUUGGGUGCACUUUCUGAGAGAGGAUCCCUACAAAUGUAUAAUUUGGGGAGAAACCUUCGCCCACGGUACUACCGCUUGCUUCCGUCAAAUGGACUCUACUCAAAAGACAACAUGUAUAUUGUUAGUAGUGCAGCGGAGCGGUGUAUUAUGAGUGCUCAAAGUUUCAUGGCUGGAUUCUUACCCCCACUGGAAAAUACUAAUCCAUUGCCCAUUUCUUGGCAACCAGUAGCAGUUAACACUCUUCCGCGAGAUCGAGAUACGAUAUUAGCCCAGAAGAAGCCUUGUCCUCGGUACGAGCAAUCUUUGCAACGUUUGAUGGCAUACCCACCGAAGGACAUACGAGAUAUGAACGAGAAAUACGAAGCACUGUACAAAACUCUCAGUCUAUCCACCGGAGAGAACAUUAGCACGAUUUUGGACGUGGAACUGUUGUACAAUACGUUGGAAAUAGAGAAAAAUGCCGGUUUGGAACUGCCCGAUUGGACGGAAAACAUCUUCCCGGAAAAGUUGCUCCCUCUGGCCGAGCGAAGCUUAUCCCUCUUCACCGAAACGCCUCUGAUGAAGAAGAUUAAAGGCGGUACGAUUAUCAGUGAGCUGCUGGACAACAUGGUCCGCAAACGCGCCGGAAUCCUAAUGCCCGAGCGAUCAAUUUUCGUCUACUCCGGUCACGACGUUACGCUGGUGAACUUGAUGCGCGCAUUGAACAUAAUCGACCAGUCAACGGGGAAGCCGGACUUUUCCGCUGCGAUCGUGUUCGAGCUGCAUUACAGCAUCACAUUUGACGAUGACUUCGAGGUGAAGCUGCUGUAUUACUUCAACAGUGAAGAUAAAUACCCCAAGGAACUGCGAGUUCCCAAUUGUGGUGAUCCUUGUUCUCUCACUAAAUUCAGCCAGCUUAUGGAAUCUGUUUAUGUUAAAAACUACGAAGAAUUGUGCCAGUUGGUUUAAAUGUUGAUUGAUAUAGUUUUACAGUUACCUUUAUUCUGAUAUUAGAAGAUUGUAUUUACCAACACAUGUUAUCUGUUAGUGUGUUAAUUAUUUUGGAUGUUCGUCAGUUAAAUUAUUUGUUAAUACUGUAAACUAGUUAGUGUACUGUAAAUAUUACCAAAAGUACGAAUAAAAACUUGCGUGUUCAUGAUUCAACAUUA
This is a messenger RNA of Toxorhynchites rutilus septentrionalis, 1846 nucleotides long. Its product is annotated as lysosomal acid phosphatase. The record is from RefSeq and is a predicted model, not a curated record. Gene Ontology annotation, molecular function: phosphatase activity. Bases 369 to 1646 code for a protein of 425 amino acids. The transcript has 6 exons. Gene Ontology annotation, biological process: dephosphorylation. NCBI's taxonomy places the organism in Eukaryota, Metazoa, Arthropoda, Insecta, Diptera, Culicidae.